This is a messenger RNA of Aspergillus eucalypticola CBS 122712, 594 nucleotides long. RefSeq lists its product as uncharacterized. The coding region runs from base 1 to 594 and encodes 197 amino acids. NCBI's taxonomy places the organism in Eukaryota, Fungi, Ascomycota, Eurotiomycetes, Eurotiales, Aspergillaceae. The transcript has 7 exons. The record is from RefSeq and is a predicted model, not a curated record.
AUGGAUUUGUUCAAUUUCAGAUCUAGUAUCCCGGCCAAGCGGGAAGUCAACUCCUCCAAUGAGACUGCAGAUCAUCGACCCGUCGUUCACGGUCGUCUCCACAUGCCAGGGGGACGAUCUGAGCAGAAUAGGGAUCUAAAAUGGACCCGGACCAGAAAGUCAAACCGGUUAGCUCGUCUGAAAUUUGCGGGCAGGGAGGGACUCCUGACAGCGGACGUGAGAGAAAAUCAAUUGGAGCAAAGGAUGCGAGAUCCACAAUCUAAUUACAGGGAUGGCAAGAGUAGGAGGAAGCAGGAGCCAGUCAGGCUGAAUGAGGAAAGACCACGACCAGCAGCGGCGACUCCACCAGAAUUCCACUUACCUGCGGCACACCAGUCCCUUCUGAAUGUCCACAGAAAGUCUUCCCCUCACAUUUGGCCCGGGUGGAUGAACCAUCAUUGGAAAUACCCUCAGCAAGCAUUGAACUGCCGUGGUGGCUUGUUCCCUAUGGAAACUCUUUACUAUGGUAAUAUUAGCCCGAUCACGAUAUACUUACUGUAUGCAACCCUUGCAUGUGCAUCACCACCAUCGCCAUGUUGGAGAUGUCCUGCAUGA